AUGAGCCGACGCGAUAAUACCCGAGACAACCAUCCACGCCGGGCUGUACGGCCGCAAGACCAGGACGAGAGCGACUCCGAGUCGCUUCCUUCUUACGACAACCUCGACCCGCGGCCACCUCCGUACGGAAAUGUCAACCCCCGGCUCGCAUCAGGACGACCGAAUGGCCUCGACGCAUGGGACUAUAUGGAGGACGGCUACUCUGCCAACUUUGAACAUAUUCCCCGUCCCCGUAGUCCCGAGCGGGUGCUGAAUCACCGGUUGCUUGAGGCUUUGUACACGGUCCGUUCCGAAGAAGAGCACAUGCGAGACCCAUACCCCAGGGUUUCCGCCAAUCCCCUAGGCCAUACCCCCGAGGUUUACAUGAACCUCCGCAAUCACCGAAUCGCCGUGGAGGUCCGCCUGGGCCGGUUCAAGGAGCUCUUUUGCCACCAAGUCUUUGCGGCCUACUGGCAGUGCGGGAAGGGGUGCUACGGAGACCGCAGCUACAACCGGGUCAAUAUCUUCGCUGCCCUUGGUGAGGACCUCCCACUCUCGUCCUCUCUGUCCUGCUCAAACUGCGGCGAACCCGCGAAGGACAUCACCGUGCUCGCUAACGGGCAAAAGCAGCCCAUUAUGCUGACGAGUGGUGAGGUUCUCAUGUCAAGCAGGCUCAACACUGAGCGGUACAUGUGGUGCUGCCACUGCAGGGACUUGUCGGUGGACGGGGUCAGCCGGAACAACAACGACUGCGACCACUGCCGCAACCCCCGGGGGAAUAGAUGCCCGCAAUGCUUCUGGUGCAAUGACUACAUGGAGCCCACCAGGUUCUGCAACGGAGAUCUGGUCAAGUACGGCAUCCUACAUGUCCAUGAGAGUGCCGUAGCACUGAGGGACGGGACUCCCCAGCCUCGGGAGGCGCGGUUCUCCGCACUUCUAUCCGAACUUUUUGCUCUCCUGCGCCAUCUGGGUCCCGACGCCAGAGAAAGGAUCUCCAUCUUGUGGCGGCUCACAAUGUCAGCCAUUUCGUUCGGAAUCUUGAUCACCACUUACCGAGACGAAUGGUAUGUGCCCGUUCGUGGACGAGGAGGAGGACAGAGUUGA
Messenger RNA from Canariomyces notabilis, 1083 nucleotides. RefSeq lists its product as uncharacterized. The record is from RefSeq and is a predicted model, not a curated record. Bases 1 to 1083 code for a protein of 360 amino acids. The transcript has a single exon. NCBI's taxonomy places the organism in Eukaryota, Fungi, Ascomycota, Sordariomycetes, Sordariales, Chaetomiaceae.